GUUGUAGGCUCAGUUAUGAUGGCAGCUGUGGGUUGACAUCGAUACAUUACUGAAUAUAAACUAUUUAAAAGUUAGCGGAAAACCCCUGACACAAUAACAUAGAACAUAUUAACAGUUUUCAGAUAGUACACACUUAAACACACACGCGCCCGGUUUGGGGAACGUGGCACUAUGCCCGCAGCGACUGUGGAUCACAGCCAAAGAAUAUGUGAGGUUUGGGCCAACAAUCUGGAGGAGGAGCUGAAGAGGAUCCGACAUGUCGUCCGAAAAUACAACUACAUUGCUAUGGACACAGAGUUUCCAGGUGUAGUAGCCAGACCAAUCGGAGAGUUCAGGAGCAACGCAGACUAUCAGUACCAGUUACUGCGCUGCAAUGUGGAUUUGCUCAAGAUAAUCCAGCUGGGCCUAACAUUUAUGAAUGAACAAGGGGAAUACCCUCCGGGAACAUCGACAUGGCAGUUCAAUUUUAAGUUUAACCUCACAGAAGAUAUGUAUGCACAGGACUCCAUUGAGCUCUUGACCACUUCAGGGAUUCAGUUCAAGAAGCACGAGGACGAAGGCAUCGAGGUGCUGUACUUUGCCGAGCUGCUGAUGACAUCAGGAGUGGUGCUCUGUGACGGGGUCAACUGGCUCUCUUUUCACAGUGGCUAUGACUUUGGAUACCUGAUCAAGAUUCUGUCCAACGCUAACCUGCCUGAGGAGGAGGUGGACUUCUUUGAGAUUCUUCGCUUGUACUUUCCAGUCAUUUAUGAUGUCAAGUACCUCAUGAAGAGUUGUAAAAACCUGAAGGGCGGUCUGCAGGAAGUAGCUGAGCAGCUGGAGCUGGAGAGGAUCGGGCCGCAGCAUCAGGCCGGCUCUGACUCUUUACUCACAGGCAUGGCUUUCUUCAAGAUGAGAGAGAUGUUCUUUGAGGAUCAUAUCGACGAUGCAAAGUACUGUGGUCACUUGUACGGUCUCGGCUCCGGCUCCGCCUACGUCCAGAACGGAACGGGGAACGCUUACGAAGAGGAGGCCAACAAGCAGCAGUCGUGACAUCACUCUGAUGCUCUCCCAUCCCGGGCGCGGUCCACAUGCUCAAUCAGUGCGGCGCUGAAGACAAGCUUCGCCAACCGGACAAUGAUGAUGAUGAUGAUGAUGAUGAUGAAAGAACACAAAACAUACACACGUCAUUUAGCAAGCUGCUUCUCAUAGGCUCGGCUCACCUUAGGCAACUCAAUAUGAUUGUCUAAAAAAAAGAAUCACAGCUGUCCUCACACAUGCUGGCUGUGUGUGUGUGUGUGUGUGUGUGUGUGUGUGUGUGUGUGUGUGUGUGUGUGUGUGUCUGUGUCUGUGUGUGUGUGUGUGUGUGUGUGUGUGUGUGUGUGUGGUCUUUUAUUCCUACGAGGCGGUGUACACGUUCUGGGUUGAAUUUAACAUGCUUGAAAAGAUGGAAUUUUAGUUUUCCUAAGAACAAUGUUCCGUAGAAAUGUUUUGCACUUUAAAAGCUCUAACCUGAUUUUAUAUGGAAAGCUGAAAAACGUUUCUGGUGUCUCUCUCGCCUCUUUGUUGCCUUCUCUACGUUCCCAUUUGACUUUGUGAACAUAUAAAUCUUCUAUCACAACAACACGCUCAGCCUUAAUAUUAGCUGCAUUCUUAUCUUUUAAACUUUAAUUUAUUGUGCUGGUUAUCUGACAUUAAGACACCACCACACAUGUCUGUAUGCUCGCCCUGUCAUUGGAUCUAUGUAUGAUAAUGAGAACGGGAGUCUGUUUAUGUGCACAUGAAUAUUUGGUUGGAAGUUUUUUUUUUUUUUUUUUUAUAUAAAGAUGUUUAUAAUGACCUGAAUAAGCUCUAAUCCCACUGUGAGAAACUAACGCUGCUGUAUUCUGCUAAUGCAGCAUGUAGAUACUAAAGCAAAUAUUCCUCUUUACUAUUUAAGUUGCCUUUUUCCUGUUUGUAUUCAUAUUUACAGUAUGUACAAGAUGCAUACACAUGGAGCAAUAUGGAUUGUUUGUGCAUGUAAACCCCUAAGCACAGAUGCAUCAUGGUCUUUCAACCAAAUUCACCAGACCUUUAAAAAAACAAUUAAAAAGUUUAAAAACACUCGCCUGCUGUAAGACCUGCUGAGGUUACCCUGAACUUCUGUUUAGAGUAACAUUUCAUUUUUAUUUGAAAUGAUAAGGUUUUGUAGAGUUUUAUUGUUGUAACAAAAGAAGACAAAACUUUUACUCAAUGGAAAAACGAUAACAGUGAAGUUAAUUUCACUUGCAGUUCUGGCCUUUUGAAUGUUUUUUUUGUAUUGCUUUCCAGUUCAUUCAUGCUGCGUAGACAGGCCGCACGUACUGAAGCGUCUGAAUAACUGCUGUGUUGUUAUAGUAGUAUCCUGAACUUCCAUAGGUGUGUGUUGAAAGUGUAGGUUCAAGUUGUAUUAACCUCCCUGAGCGUCAAAGACAUCUUUCACACUGGAACAGAGUAAAAAGAGGAGUAUGCAAUAUGCAAUAUACAAGAGGAUUGUUUUUAGAUUAUUUUGUAAAUAAAGGCUUGAAACUUUUCUACCAUAA
Molecule: messenger RNA, 2540 nt
Organism: Cottoperca gobio
Lineage: Eukaryota; Metazoa; Chordata; Actinopteri; Perciformes; Bovichtidae
Gene: cnot7
Product: CCR4-NOT transcription complex, subunit 7
Exons: 7
Coding region: 172-1032 (286 amino acids)
Cellular component (GO): CCR4-NOT complex
Molecular function (GO): nucleic acid binding; poly(A)-specific ribonuclease activity
Source: RefSeq, a predicted model, not a curated record